AUGUGUCCAACACCUGUCGAUCUUAAGCCACGGCCCACGACACACCCUUUCAGCCGCAUACAUACCUGCUAGACGCUUCCACAUACCUGUCACCAAGAAUUGUGCUCUAUUCCGUAACCUAGCAAACUCUCGCUAAAUCGUGAAAUCAUAUAUAAUAACUCAGUUUUCCAUAGUGUGAAAUUGCAGGGGGAUCAAUCAUCUCUUAUCACAGAACCCUAAUUCUCACUCAGACUUUAUCAAUGGCUGAGGGUGCAAAACCAGUUGUACCAAGUACCGAGCUAUUGGAAUGGCCAAAGCAGGAUAAGCGUCGUUUUUUGCAUGCUGUGUACCGUGUGGGAAACCUUGAUCGGACAAUCAAGUUUUAUACUGAAUGUUUUGGUAUGAAGCUCUUGAGGAAAAGGGAUAUCCCGGAAGAAAAAUAUUCCAAUGCAUUUCUUGGUUUUGGCCCGGAAGAGUCUCACUUUGUUGUGGAGUUGACUUAUAAUUAUGGAGUUAACAAGUAUGACAUUGGGACUGGAUUCGGGCAUUUUGCCAUUGCAACUCAAGAUGUUUACAAAUUGGUUGAGGAUGUAAAGGCAAAAGGUGGAACUGUCACCCGUGAGCCAGGCCCAGUCAAAGGUGGAACAUCUGUUAUUGCCUUUGUCAAGGACCCAGAUGGCUACCUUUUUGAAAUAAUUCAACGAGGUCCCACUCCUGAACCUCUUUGCCAAGUGAUGCUUCGUGUGGGUGAUCUUGACCGUUCUAUCAAAUUCUAUGAGAAGGCAUUAGGAAUGAGACUUCUGAGAAAAAUUGACCGUCCAGAACAAAAGUACACAUUAGCCAUGAUGGGAUAUGCUGAAGAACACGAGACGACUGUUUUGGAACUUACGUAUAACUACGGUGUAACCGAGUACACAAAAGGAAAUGCAUAUGCACAGGUUCUGGUUGACAAUGCAGAUUUUCUCAAGGAACUUGAGGCAAAAGAGUAG
Messenger RNA from Striga asiatica, 968 nucleotides. The record is from the annotation of a GenBank genome assembly. NCBI's taxonomy places the organism in Eukaryota, Viridiplantae, Streptophyta, Magnoliopsida, Lamiales, Orobanchaceae.